AUGUCUGCAUGGGGAACAGCAUCCACGCUGAGGAUGAUUACUGGUGCCUCUUCCACGAGCUCGACCAACGUCUUGUUCUAUACAUGGAUCGCGAACGCCCCACAGCUGGCUAUAUCAGUCCUUUACGUCGCCGUGAACAAUUACAUGACACGACUCUGUUCCUCCCACGAAUGGAACCGCGUUUCCAAGUCGAGGAAGGCUUUACGAGUUACGAAACCGGUGGCCGGCCAGCGAAGCUCUCACUUCCUCUCGCUCCCAUACCGGUGGGCAGUCCCACUGACCGUAGCAUCCGGCUUCAUGCAUUGGCUACUGUCCCAAAGCAUAUUCCUUGCCCGCUUGGAAACAUUGGACGGACGAGGAAAUCCGAGACCAGACGAGUCGCUUUGCACCUGUGGCUAUUCUACGUUGAGCCUCAUGGUUCUUCUUGGGGUACUCUCACUAGAGGCUCUUUGCACGGCUGCUUCGAGUUUGGGAGGCAUCAAAGAACGGCUACCAGUUGCAGCCAAUUGCAGUCUUGUCAUCAGUGCGGCUUGUCACCCGCCACCGGAAGAUGUUGAUGCGUACAAGAAGCCCGUUCAGUGGGGCGUUGUCAAACCUCGUUUCGAUGGCGCUGGCCAUUGUACUAUCACCAGUGAGGGCGUGAGGAAGCCAGAGGUAGCCAAGUCGUAUGCUUAG
This is a messenger RNA of Zymoseptoria tritici IPO323, 675 nucleotides long. RefSeq lists its product as uncharacterized. Lineage: Eukaryota; Fungi; Ascomycota; Dothideomycetes; Mycosphaerellales; Mycosphaerellaceae. The transcript has a single exon. The coding region runs from base 1 to 675 and encodes 224 amino acids. The record is from RefSeq and is a predicted model, not a curated record.